AUAACAAGAGUGAGCAGUGGGAUUGUCAAAAUGUGGACUCUCUCUCAUGUCUCAGAAUGGGUAUCAAACAUUGGAUCCAGUGCUAUGCUUCUAACAAGUCUAUCAAUAAAGGAGACUUGGAAGCGUCUGAUGAUUCAUGCCUUCUUAUGCAUAUUCAACCCCUUAAUUGGUUUUUAUCUCUGAUCUUCAAAUACAUUCAAUGGCCUGAGAAACCCGAUGCAAUGGAAACUACUGACCAGGAAAAGAGGCGUGGGGAUGCAUGGAUUCAAAUUAAUAAUGGUGAAAUGAAAUUUAAUAUUUGAAAGUUUUAAAAAUUAUAAGUUACUUUAUAGUUGGUGAUGGCCCAGAAUGUAAAUGGGUACAUACAUUAAAGCAAGGAGCCUGGAGUAUUCAAAAUACGUUUGGGCAAGGUGUUGGAAAUGGGAUAUGGCUCGUCGGUUGUGGUGUUAGAUUAGACAGCACACGUGUAGUGCUGGCAAUGUUGGGGUUGACAUGGGUUGAAGAAGAGACGGUGCCACGGCAGAUUAAGGAAUGUUAUGAAUCGACCAGUGGCACUUAUCUGUCGCCUUCACAUCCUCCCACCCUAUAUCUUGGACUGCCACGUCGCAUCACACGCGUCCGCCAAGCCUUACCCAUCGGCCAUCUUCCGUUUGUCCGACAAUAACUAUAUCUAUAUAUGCAUGUUGUUUUUUUAUUCGGUUGCUGGCUUAAGUUUCUUGGUCCUGGUCGGUGCUUCAGCUUCAUUGAUCCAUACGAUCCUUUUUCCGUUGGUCGUUGCUACCUUAUAUUUGCUGUAAAUUACAGAUCGCCUACUAUAUAUUACAAGCACAUAAUCAAUUUUAAUUUGAUUCAUGGCUAUUACCGUCGCUAGUAUUACUUCUGGGUCAUCUGCUGGCAGCAGGUCUUUUGUGGUGGUGGCAGUGCUGUUACUGCUACUGCUGCUUACCGUCGGUUGCAGCAGCUCCAGCAUCGUUGAAGAUAAUGAAGUAGCUAAAGGAGCUGAUGAUCAGCAACAAGCUGGUGGACAUGAUCGUGAUAAAGAGGCAGCGCCGGAAACAUCAUCCAAUUCCUUGGAUAAGGAUGCCAUGCCUUCGUCAGAGUCCUGGACCGGGUGGGCUAAGGAGAAACUUUCUCAAGGCCUGGGAUUCAAACACGAGCAAGCUGCUGCUCCUGAUGUAGGACGCGGUGAAAAGGCAACGACAGUAGCGAGGGAAAAGGCGAGUGAGGUGAAGAGGGCUGCAACGGAGAAGGCAGAAGAGGGAAAGGAGAGAGCAAUGGAGAAAGCAGAGGAGGCCAAGGAGAAGGCAAGCCACAAGGCAGAGGAAGCGAAGGAGGCAGCGGCGGAAAUGUAAAAGGGUGCGGUGGAGGAAGCCAAAAGAAAGGAAAGGGAGGCAGAAGAGCUGAUACAGCAGGGGAAGAACAAAGCCAAGGAGGGUUUUGACGCAGGCAAAACCGAAGUUGAGGAAACUGUGGCUUCCGCCUAUGAGGCGGCAAAGCAGAGAUCAAAGGACACAGUGGCAGGUGGUGCUCGCAAGGAUGACGACGAGCUUUAAUCCAUAUUAAUUCUGUCGCGCAUCCUCUUGUGAUAUCGUCAUGCUUGUUUGCUAUGUUUGUUCUUUUGAUGUAGACGGCAUUAGGGAAUAGGGAUGGUCUUUAUUUAUGCAUGUGUCAUGUGUGUGUUCUAUUAUUAUAUAGUGUAUGGUUGGUGCAUGCUGCGUUACAUAUGGAACGGACGUUGUAAUUGAAUUAAGCCUUUGAAAGGAAACAGUGUUCUAAA
Malania oleifera is the source of this 1777-nucleotide messenger RNA. Its product is annotated as late embryogenesis abundant protein D-29. Lineage: Eukaryota; Viridiplantae; Streptophyta; Magnoliopsida; Santalales; Ximeniaceae. Bases 852 to 1352 code for a protein of 166 amino acids. The record is from RefSeq and is a predicted model, not a curated record. The transcript is spliced from 3 exons.